Molecule: messenger RNA, 1624 nt
Organism: Octodon degus (degu)
Lineage: Eukaryota; Metazoa; Chordata; Mammalia; Rodentia; Octodontidae
Gene: Adra2c
Product: adrenoceptor alpha 2C
Exons: 1
Biological process (GO): adenylate cyclase-activating adrenergic receptor signaling pathway; platelet activation; regulation of smooth muscle contraction
Cellular component (GO): membrane
Molecular function (GO): alpha2-adrenergic receptor activity
Source: RefSeq, a predicted model, not a curated record
GGGGGCGGCGGCGGCGCCGGCGCCAACGCCUCGGAGGCCGUCUGGGGGCCGCCGCGGGGCCAGUACUCGGCGGGGGCAGUGGCAGGGCUGGCGGCCGUGGUGGGCUUCCUCAUCGUCUUCACCGUGGUGGGCAACGUGCUGGUGGUCAUCGCCGUGCUGACCAGCCGGGCGCUGCGCGCGCCACAGAACCUCUUCCUGGUGUCGCUGGCCUCGGCCGACAUCCUGGUGGCCACACUGGUCAUGCCCUUCUCACUGGCCAACGAGCUCAUGGCCUAUUGGUACUUCGGGCAGGUGUGGUGCGGCGUGUACCAGGCGCUGGAUGUGCUCUUCUGCACUUCGUCCAUCGUGCACCUGUGUGCCAUCAGCCUGGACCGCUACUGGUCGGUGACGCAGGCCGUCGAGUACAAUCUGAAGCGCACGCCACGCCGAGUCAAGGCCACCAUCGUGGCUGUGUGGCUCAUCUCCGCCGUCAUCUCCUUCCCGCCACUCGUCUCGUUCUACCGCCAGCCCGAUGGCGCCGCCUACCCGCAGUGUGGCCUCAACGACGAGACCUGGUACAUCCUGUCCUCCUGCAUUGGCUCCUUCUUCGCUCCCUGCCUCAUCAUGGGCCUGGUCUACGCGCGCAUCUACCGUGUGGCCAAGCUGCGCACGCGCACGCUCAGCGAGAAGCGCGGACCCGCGGGCCCCGACGGCGAGUCUCCGACCACCGAGAACGGGCUAGGCGCGGCGGCGAUCGUAGGUAUUGGAGAGAACGGGCACUGUGCGCCCCCGCGCGCUGACGUGGAGCCGGACGAGAGCAGCGCGGCCGAGAGGCGGCGGCGGAGGGGUGCACUGCGGAGGGGCGUGCGGCGGCGCGAGCCCGCGGCUGACGCGCUGGGGCCGGGCUCCGGGUCCGCGGCGCCCGAGCCGGGAGCGCUGUCCGCCUCCAGGUCCCCUGGCCCGGGCGGGCGCCUGUCGCGCGCCAGCUCGCGCUCCGUCGAGUUCUUCCUGUCGCGCAGGCGCCGGGCGCGCAGCAGCGUGUGCCGCCGCAAGGUGGCCCAGGCUCGGGAGAAGCGCUUCACCUUCGUGCUGGCGGUGGUCAUGGGCGUGUUCGUGCUGUGCUGGUUCCCGUUCUUCUUCAGCUACAGCCUGUACGGGAUCUGCCGCGAGGCCUGCCAGCUGCCCGACCCGCUCUUCAAGUUCUUUUUCUGGAUUGGCUACUGCAACAGCUCUCUCAACCCGGUCAUCUACACCGUCUUCAACCAGGACUUUCGGCGCUCCUUCAAGCACAUCCUCUUCAGACGGAGGCGAAGGGGCUUCCGCCAGUGACAGAGCGUCCUGGACAGCUGGGGCAGGAGCGAGGUGGCCUCCCCAGAGACCAGGGACAUACUUGGUCUGCUGGGCGCAGGGAAAGGUGCCCUGGCGCUGCCUCCCGGGAGUGGGGAGGAGAGAGGGCCACCCCUUUGCCUCCCCGCUCAGCAAGGGGCUGCUUCUGGGCCUGCAGGCCUAGGUCCAGCUCCUGGGGGCCCUGCAGGGUGCCCCUGUGAAGUUGGGGUGUGACGGCCACCGUGCAGUUGUGGCCCCUACGGAGUGAGAAAGAAGCCUCCCGCAGAUGCUGCCCAGUGUCCCCACGAAGCAAGGGCUG